AUGUACUCGAGUCGGAAGCUUCACCUUAUUAACCCGCUUCAAUUUUUUUUUUACCCUAUUAUUACGCCUUCUCCCCCCAUUUCCCCUACUUCUCCCCCUCAAUUCUUCCCCCCAUUCAAUCCUCCCAUACUUCAAAAUGGCUCCCCCGCCAUCAUCGCCCCGUCUAUCCUCAGCGCCAACUUCGCAGAUCUCGGUCAUGACUGCACAAAGAAGAUGGAGCAAGGCGCCGACUGGCUCCACGUUGAUAUCAUGGAUGGUCACUUCGUCCCCAACAUGACCAUCGGAUGUCCCGUCGUUUCCCAGAUUCGCGGCUGUGUCGACCGCCCGCUUGAACCUUGUGCUCGUGGCACAUUCGACUGCCACAUGAUGAUCAUGGAGCCUCAUAAAUGGGUGAAGGAGUUCCAGAAAGCUGGUUGCGACCUUUACUGCUUCCAUUAUGAAGCUGCUGUUUCUUCCGUUGCUGCUACCGAUCCUACCGAUAAGGAGACUACCCAGCGCACUUCGCCGCGCCAAUUGAUCAAGUAUAUUCACGAGGAGGGUAUGCAGGCUGGUAUUGCGAUCAAGCCUGAUACCCCCGUUGAUGUGCUGUGGGAUAUUCUGGACAGCCCCGAUCAGUCUGAACGACCCGACAUGGUCCUCGUAAUGACAGUUCACCCCGGUUUCGGAGGUCAAAAGUUCAUGGCCUCCGAGCUUCCUAAGGUCUCCGCCCUGCGCGCACGGUACCCCGAGCUAAACAUCGAAGUCGACGGCGGUCUCGGUCUCGGAACGAUUGAUCAGGCUGCUGAAGCAGGUGCCAAUGUCAUUGUGGCAGGCUCUGCGAUCUUCGGCGCGCAGGAUCCGGCUGAUGUUAUCGCGAAACUGAGAGACGCUGUUCAGAAGCGGAGAGGUCUCGAGGCUGGUUCUGCUUAAGCGCGAGCUUGAGCUUGAGUUUGAACUUGAGACUAUAUAGUGGUUCAUGAGACUGUUUAGUGUGAACCACUAGGCUUGGUUUUGGAUUACAUAUUGUCAUUCGCAUUGCCCCGCUAUGGACGAGUGUUUUGUUCGAAGUGGGGGUUGUUUGGUGGGGUCCUUUGAUGACCAAAAAGGGGUUUCGGUGUUCUCACCAGUUUUGCUUUUUGUCGGUAUUCGACUCAUCUUUGCUGGUUUGAUUUGAUUUUAUUUGAU
Molecule: messenger RNA, 1164 nt
Organism: Penicillium pulvis
Lineage: Eukaryota; Fungi; Ascomycota; Eurotiomycetes; Eurotiales; Aspergillaceae
Product: ribulose-phosphate 3-epimerase RPE1
Exons: 4
Coding region: 1-909 (302 amino acids)
Biological process (GO): carbohydrate metabolic process; pentose-phosphate shunt, non-oxidative branch; pentose-phosphate shunt
Cellular component (GO): cytosol
Molecular function (GO): metal ion binding; D-ribulose-phosphate 3-epimerase activity
Source: RefSeq, a predicted model, not a curated record